AUGCGACACCACAUACACAUAACGCUCACAACGCUACUAGCGGGUGUAAAUGUUGCAUCUGCAGCGCACAAGCCUUUCAGCAUACAAGAUGAUGUGCUAGCGAGCCCCCAGUUCGAGGUACUCUUCCCUGAUGAAUACAUACUCGAGUCAGACGCACGGCUACGGCUUGCAAAAGCCCAGUCGCAACACAGUACUGCUACCAACACCCCUUCUCAGCCAUCAGAGACACCUGCAACCAUUUAUCAAGGCGACCGAUCAGAUUUGUCACAGCAGGUGCGGCUUCAGGACGAGCAAGUGGCGGAGGAUGACAAUUCCAAGCCAGACGAGGGUGAUAUAGCAAUUGAUUCAUAUCAUGAAAUGGUUCUUAAUGGACAGAGAUUCCUCUGCGGUAUCCCGAACGUAGCAACCACGGGGAAGGACAACACAUCCACACCUACGCCUAACCCGGACGAGGAAGCAAUUGAAUUAGCGAGGGCAACCAACCGAGGCCUUGAGCUGCUCAGUGAUUUAGAAGGGAAAUGUCUAUACUAUGCUGCUGGUUGGUGGUCGUAUUCUUUCUGCUAUAUGAACGAAGUGCGGCAGUUUCAUGCACGACUUCCCGGGAAAGGGGUUCCUGUUUAUCCGCCGGCGGAAGAUCCAGAUUCUACAACCUACGUCCUGGGUAGAUUCCAAGGGAAUUCAGGGGGUAGCCAGUCCACGGCAGCGUCCACGGAAGUGGCAGCCCUGCAAACCAAGGGGGAAUCAUGGUAUUUAGUGCAGUACCUUGAGCGUGGCACUAUAUGUGACUUGACAAGGAAGCCCCGCAAGAUCGAGGUGCAGUUUCACUGUCAUCCACAGUCUCCCGAGCAUAUUGCCUGGAUAAAGGAGAUUACUACAUGUUCUUACGUCAUGAUGGUCUAUACUCCCAGACUAUGCAAUGAUGUUGCAUUCCAACCGCCACGAGUAGAGCAGCCGAACAGUAUACAAUGUCGAGAGAUAAUACUACCGGAGCAUGUUCCCAUCUGGGAAGCUGCUAAAGCCGCCAAAAAGGCACAAGCAAAGAGGGAACUUGUCGAAGGCACGGAUGAGCCUUCCGUGAUGGUUGGAGACAUCGAAGUCGGGGCGAUGAAGCUGGUAGGCAAGGAUGGGAAGCGAAUUGAAAAGGAUCAAUUUGGAUUUGGCGAGGACGAGAAGAUCCAGGUUGUAGCCAAGAGUGAAGGCGGCAAAGUGAAAGUUAUAUCGAAGGAAACUCUCAAGAAGCACAAGGUGACCAGCGAGAAGUUUGAGCGGCUGAGGAAAGGGCUGGAUAAAGCUGCGGAUGGCAAAGACUGGAGGCUGGAAGAAGUGACCACAAGCAGAGGGGAGGGGCUACGAGGGAUUAUCGACGACUCUUUCGAUGAAGUGGAAGGAGAAGAAGAUGAAUACGAAGAAGGGGAGACAGAAGCUGAGGGCAAACCGAGCCAGGAUAACACAAAGAAAGAGACCAAACUCAAGCUGCAGCAAAAAGAGAUGAAGAUGAUGAAGAAGAAGACUAAUACGAAGAAGCAGCAACAGCAGAAGUCAGACAAGGAGCAGCAGAUCUUACAAAAACCGGAGAAGCAACCGGUAUCAGAUGAAACCAUCCCUGAAGCCGGCAGUGAUGAAACAUACAAAACCGACGGCAAUGACGCAAGAAGGAAGAGUGAGAAGGUCGACGAGCCUGACACUGAGAGAAAGAAGGGGGAAGACGAAAAAGACGAGCUGUAGAAUCAAUUAUCA
This is a messenger RNA of Microsporum canis CBS 113480, 1737 nucleotides long. RefSeq names its product OS-9. Gene Ontology annotation, cellular component: endoplasmic reticulum lumen. Gene Ontology annotation, biological process: retrograde protein transport, ER to cytosol; endoplasmic reticulum unfolded protein response. The transcript has 2 exons. Lineage: Eukaryota; Fungi; Ascomycota; Eurotiomycetes; Onygenales; Arthrodermataceae. Bases 1 to 1725 code for a protein of 574 amino acids. The record is from RefSeq and is a predicted model, not a curated record.